UCUGUUUCCUCUCAAACACAGCGUUUCUCAUCAUUCAACAUGUUACCUCGGAUCAACCUCUUCGUCUUGUUGACCCUGGUAGUCACACCGGCGCUGACCCUCGACGUGCCGAGCAACGUUAAGGACUUCUACAGCUUUGUCCGAGGCCGGAACAAGUGCAAACACGCCCUCUCAAAAGGGUUUCACAGCAGUGAGGGGGACAGUGGAGACUUCGUCUACUGCGGAGAUUACCUGGACGAGUACCAAAUCAUCUACCUCCAAGGCAAGAAUGGCCAGCUCGCCAACAUGGACGUGGACUGCGACGGCGCGCAGGGCGGAGGGGACGGACGUUGCGCGAGCUCCACCGAUACCCAAUCUGAGACGACAUUCCGCGACACUCUGAGAGGGUACGGCACAGGCGGUCGAGACCUCAAUGCCUCGCUGCAUUCCUACGUCGUCUUCGGCAACGAGGGUACAAAGAGCGGGUGGCCGACUUUCGACCCGACCCAACACGGCGUCCGACCGCUCAGCCUAAUGGCCAUCGUAUGCAACGACAGACUGGUUUACGGCAUCUGGGGAGACACCAACGGCGACGACGGGCCCGAAGCCAUGGUCGGCGAGGCGUCCAUCUCUCUAGCUACUGCUUGCUACGGCAACAGCGUCAACGGCAAUUCGGGGCACGACGAGAACGACGUCCUGUACAUCGCCUUCACGGGGGACGAAGCCGUUCCCGGGGCGAAUGGCGCCGCCUGGAACGCAACGAACUCGGAGGUUUUCGCCGACAGCAUAACGGAGCUUGGGAACAGGCUUGUUGCGCGCGUCGGAAGCGGCUGUGGCGGCGGUCCAUCCGUGGAGAAGUGGCCCAUGUAUUUUGCAGCCGUUGUUGGGAUUGCCCUGAUCAUGAGCUGAGGGUUGGUGGGAAGCGGACACGGCCCCUUGAAAUUUCACUUUGACCUCUAGCUGAGACAGUCUGUCUUACAUAGUCUUGUUGGAGUAUUGAUAAAGGAAAACAGACCAUACUGGGCGAGAGAUGCUCGUAAUGUAUAGCUAGAGUUCCUCUUAUGUAGCUUGCCGUCUACAGGAGACUUAAUAAUUAAAACAGGCCGGCAACUCAACCUGGGCCUGGAUCCCGCGUUGACCAUUACGGAGUUGCGAGUUCA
Molecule: messenger RNA, 1139 nt
Organism: Colletotrichum destructivum
Lineage: Eukaryota; Fungi; Ascomycota; Sordariomycetes; Glomerellales; Glomerellaceae
Product: Putative fungal chitosanase
Exons: 3
Coding region: 40-888 (282 amino acids)
Molecular function (GO): chitosanase activity
Source: RefSeq, a predicted model, not a curated record